Molecule: messenger RNA, 1193 nt
Organism: Condylostylus longicornis
Lineage: Eukaryota; Metazoa; Arthropoda; Insecta; Diptera; Dolichopodidae
Product: very long-chain-fatty-acid--CoA ligase bubblegum-like
Exons: 1
Coding region: 90-1175 (361 amino acids)
Cellular component (GO): membrane; endoplasmic reticulum
Molecular function (GO): long-chain fatty acid-CoA ligase activity
Source: RefSeq, a predicted model, not a curated record
AGUUAAGAAGACUUUUUUAAUUAAAAAAUUAAAAAUAUAUGAACAUAGAACUUAUUAAUUAAUUUCAAUAGUUCUAAAGAAAUCAAAUUAUGUUUCAAAGAGCAGAUAACUCUGUUGGGUAUAACAUAAAGCAAUUACCGCGUCAUGCAACUAAAAUAGAUCAACGUGUAAAAAUUGAAAUCGAUGAUAAUGAGUGCAAUAAUAAAGAAAAACUCAUUACAAUUCCUGAACUAUUACAAAAUACAAUAAAAGAAUUUAAUCAACGUCCGGCAUUAGCAUUUCAGGAUUCUGAAAAAAAGUGGGAAAUUAUGAAUUAUUAUGAAUAUGAGAAGAAAAUUUGUAAAAUUGCGAAAAUUUUCAUUAAAUUAGGAUUUAAAGAACGUGAUUCAGUUGGUAUAUUAGCAUUUAAUUGUCCGGAAUGGUUUUAUUCAGCAAUAGCUGCAGUAUAUGCUGGUGGUAUUAUAGCUGGAAUAUAUACAACAAAUAGUCCUGAUGCUGUACAACAUGUUUUAGAAACAGCUGGUGCAACAAUUUGUAUUGUUGAUAAUAAAAUACAAAUGGAUAAAAUUCGUGUAAUUAAAGAAAAUUUACCAAAAUUAAAAACUAUAAUACAAAUUAAUGGACCAUUUGAUUCAUUUGUAAGUGUUGAAGAUGGUUAUUAUAAAUGGAGUGAUAUUGAACAAAUGCAAAUCGACAAUGAUAUUGAAAUUGAAUUAGAAAAACGUUUAAAUUCAUUGGUACCGAAUGAAUGUUGUUCAUUAAUUUUUACAUCAGGUACAACUGAUAAACCAAAAGGUGUUAUGUUAUCGCAUGAUAAUAUUAUAUCUAGUUGCAAAGCAGCAUCAAAAAGACUUGAAAGUUUACAAGUGGGGGAAGAAAUUCUUGUGUCAUAUCUACCACUAAGUCACAUCGCUGCUCAAUAUUUUGAUUUAUUUAUGCCAAUAUGUUUUGCUGGUUGCGUUUAUUUUGCUGACCGUGAUGCCUUGAAAGGUACUCUUGUUAAAACAUUAAUAAAAGCACGCCCAACAAGAUUUGUUGGUGUACCAAGAGUAUGGGAAAAGAUACAUGAAAAAAUGAUUCAAGUCGAAUCAAAUUCAAAUUACUUAAGCUCCUUUAUACUGAAUGUUGCCAAAAAAUUUGUUUUUAAUUAUCACGAUGCCCGAAUUAGUGGGUAAGUUUAAUAUAAGUCGAAC